Messenger RNA from Leptopilina boulardi, 993 nucleotides. RefSeq names its product histidine-rich glycoprotein-like. The record is from RefSeq and is a predicted model, not a curated record. Lineage: Eukaryota; Metazoa; Arthropoda; Insecta; Hymenoptera; Figitidae. The transcript has a single exon. Bases 59 to 790 code for a protein of 243 amino acids.
UAUCAAAGUCAUUAGAUUAUCGCGUUAUCAACGACAACACUAGUCAAAGAUUUCAAAAAUGGCACUUCGUGGCUUUUUUCUAUUUGGAUUAAUAUAUAUUCUAUUAAUAACAAUAACAUCGGCAAGAAAUGUUGAAAUACAACGUGAUCUUGAAACAGCAGCGUCUGAUCAUCAUCAUGAGAAAGGUGGUGGCGAUGAACAUCAUGAGGAUCAUCAUCAUGAAAAUCAUGAAAAAGGCCACAAGGGUUAUGAAGGUGAUCAUCAUCAUGAAAAAGGUGAAAAGGGUCAUCACGACAAGGAUCAUCAUCAUCAUCAUUUUGAUGAGCAUGGCGGUGAUAAGAAACAUCAUCAUCAUGAUGAUGGUUAUCAUCAUCAUCAUCAUAAAGGUGAAAAAGGUGAGAAAGGCCAUAAAUUUCAUGAGAAAGGACAUUAUGGUAAGGGACACAGUACAAAGGGACAUCAUGAAAUUAAGAAAUUAGAUGAAUUUAAAAAAAAUAAACAUUUCCACGAUGAACAUCAUGACGAUGGACAUGAGGAGCAUCAUGGUGGUGAUCAUCAUGAGCAUAAGCAUAAAAAGGGACAUCAUCAUAAAAAAGGACAUCAUCAUAAGGGUCAUCAUGAAAAACAUCAUGGUGAGAAGGGUCAUCAUCAUAAAGGAAAACAUCAUCAUGAUCAUAAAGGUCAUAAAGAUGAGAAAGGUCAUCAUGAUCAUCAUCAUCAUCAUCAUAGUCAUGGCAAGAAAGGUGGACACGAAGAUCAUAAAAAGUGGCAUUUUAAGAAAGGACACUAAAUUCAAUUUUUUAAUUCUAUUAUCUCAUAAUUAAAAAAUUUAUUUUAAUUUGUUAAAAUUUGUUUCAUUAAAUAUUGACUGUUAUUCAACAAAGAAAACAUACAUUAUUAUAUAAUUUUGUUAUUGUUAUUAUGUUAUAUAUUCAUCUAUUGUAAAAUAUUGACUGUUAUAUUAAUGACAUGUAAUUUAAUAAAAAAAAUUUU